AUGAUGUAUGAUGAAAUAUAUUCUGGUGACUCUGACUUGACUAAGAUGUUUCCUUUGUUUGCUGCUAAUCUGAUUACUUCUGUUGCUUUGUGUGUUGCUUCUGUUAGUUCUAUUGAUUAUUUGCUGUCUAAGUAUAUUCCUAGGUACUCUAUGAGUAUAUUCCUUCUGGUGUGCUUGAGUGCAUCUUUGCUUUCUAUUGGGAUUACAAUGAGAAGGAGUCUUUUGGUCUCUAAGUCAUCAUCAAAUCAGUCAUUUUCUUAUGGAGUGUCAUUGUGUGCAUUGAUGGUAUCUGCUUGCCUUGGGGUCAGUAUAGCAUCUGCAUGGGUGUGCACUGUUCUUAAGAUAUUUGGCUUGCACAAAUAA
This is a messenger RNA of Nematocida ausubeli, 363 nucleotides long. RefSeq lists its product as uncharacterized. NCBI's taxonomy places the organism in Eukaryota, Fungi, Microsporidia. The record is from RefSeq and is a predicted model, not a curated record. The transcript has a single exon. The coding region runs from base 1 to 363 and encodes 120 amino acids.